This is a messenger RNA of Saccharomyces paradoxus, 786 nucleotides long. It is a transcript of the gene SAW1, whose product is annotated as DNA-binding protein SAW1. NCBI's taxonomy places the organism in Eukaryota, Fungi, Ascomycota, Saccharomycetes, Saccharomycetales, Saccharomycetaceae. The transcript has a single exon. Gene Ontology annotation, biological process: double-strand break repair via single-strand annealing, removal of nonhomologous ends. Bases 1 to 786 code for a protein of 261 amino acids. The record is from RefSeq and is a predicted model, not a curated record. Gene Ontology annotation, molecular function: flap-structured DNA binding.
AUGGCCCCAAGUAUAGCGACGGUAAAAAUAGCCAGGGAUAUGGUUCUGCCAUUACGUAUAUUUGUCAAUAGAAAACAGCUCCUUCAAAGCAAUGAGAAAACUGGCAAUAAGUCGAAUGCUACUAUAUUUGAAGCACCGUUAUUAUCAAAUAACUCUAUCGUCUGCUUAAAAUCACCGAACACAAGAAUAUAUUUAUCACAACAAGAUAAGAAGAACCUCUGUGAUGAGAUCAAGGAGGAUCUGUUAUUGAUUGUGUAUGAACUAGCAUCUCCGGAAAUUAUCAGCUCCGUGCUCAGCAAAAUAAGAAUUGGACAUUCUAUUGAUUUCCAAACCAAAGUUUUUCCUAAGCUUUUUGCAGGAGCUGACACAGAUGAUGUGGUAACUUCUCAUAUACGGACUGUAACAAGGCUUGCUAAAUUCAAAUACAAGUUGGAAUACAAACAUAAGUGGGAACUGGACAUAUUCAUAAAUAGCAUUAAGAAAAUUGCUAACUUAAGGCAUUACUUGAUAUUCCAAACAUUAACGUUAAACGGUUUUUCAUUGAAUGCAGGCCCAAAAACGUUAUUAGCUAUGAAAAUAGAAAAACAGCCCCAGGUGCCUAAUUUGCUGACAGAAAAUGAGGAGGCAGAUGCCCUUGUUACACCGAUAGAAGAGGAUAUAAAACCUGUAAUAGAAUUCAUGUACAAGCCUGUUAUUAAUUUGGGCGAGAUUAUCGAUAUACAUGUGUUGCAUAGACCUAGAAGACAUAAGAUAUGUACCCAAUCGAACCAGCCCCAAGAGGAAUGA